Molecule: messenger RNA, 2028 nt
Organism: Oncorhynchus tshawytscha (Chinook salmon)
Lineage: Eukaryota; Metazoa; Chordata; Actinopteri; Salmoniformes; Salmonidae
Product: extensin-like
Exons: 5
Coding region: 1-2028 (675 amino acids)
Source: RefSeq, a predicted model, not a curated record
AUGGGGGCCCCACACUCCAAGCCCACCACCAUAGGGGCCCCACACUCCAACCCCACCACCAUGGGGGCCCAUACCCAACCCCAGCACCAUGGGGGCCUCACACCCAACCCCAGCACCAUGGGGGCCUCAUACUCAACCCCACCACCAUGGGGGGCCCCACACUCCAACCCCACCACCAUGGGGGCCCAUACUCCAACCCCAGCACCAUGGGGGUCUCACACUCAACCCCAGCACCAUGGGGGCCUCAUACUCCAACCCCAGCACCAUGGGGUCUCACACUCCAACCCCAGCACCAUGGGGCCUCAUACUCAACCCCACCACCAUGGGGGCCCCACACUCCAACCCACCACCAUGGGGGGCCCCACACUCCAACCCCACCACCAUAGGGGCCCCACACUCCAACCCCACCACCAUGGGGGCCCAUACUCCAACCCCAGCACCAUGGGGGCCUCACACUCCAACCCCAGCACCAUGGGGGCCUCAUACUCCAACCCCACCACCAUGGGGGCCCAUACUCCAACCCCAGCACCAUGGGGGCCUCACACUCCAACCCCAGCACCAUGGGGGCCUCAUACUCCAACCCCAGGCCCAUACUCCAACCCCAGCACCAUAGGGGCCUCAUACUCCAACCCCAGGCCCAUACUCCAACCCCAGCAUCAUUCGGUGCUCAGUGAUAGGCUGCUGCUGCUGUCGUUCCUGGAGAAGAGCCAGGUGUGUGUAGUCUAUCUGAACAGGAAGAACCAGGGAUCACCUGAUACCAGCCACCGACUGGAGAAACUCUCCCCAUCAGAACUCAAGGCACAGGAGGCCCUACUCCUAUCCCUACUCAUACUUCUACACCCUACUCCUAUCCCUGCUCCUAUCCCUAUCCCUACCCCUACUCAUACAUCUACUCCUACUCAUAUUUCUACACCCUACUCCUAUCUCUACCCCUACUCCUACCUCUACUCCUAUCCCUACCCCUACUCCUACCUCUACUCCUAUCCCUACCCCUACCUCUACUCCUACCCCUACCCCUACUCCUACCUCUACUCCUAUCCCUACCCCUACCCCUACUACUAUCCCUACCCCUACUCCUAUCCCUACCCCUAUCCCUACUCCUACCCUUAUCCCUACCCUUAUCCCUACCCCUAUCCCUAUCACUACCCCUAUCACUACCCCUAUCCCUACCCCUAUCACUACCCCUCUCCCUACCCCUACUCCUAUCCCUACUCCUACCCCUACUCCUAUCCCUCCUCCGUACUCAUACCCAUAUUCCUAUCCCUACACCUAUUCCUACCCCAUCCCUAUCCCUACUCCUUCCCCUACUAUCCCUAUCCCUACCCCUACUCCUUCCCUUACUAUCCCUACCCCUAUUCCUACCCCUACUCCUACCCCUACCCCUACUUCUACCCCUAUCACUAUCCCUACUCCUACCCCUACUCCUAUCCCUACCCCUACCCCUACUCCUACCCCUACUCCUACCCCAUCACUAUCCCUACCCCUACUCCUACCCCUAUCCCUACUCCUAUCCCUACCCCUACCCCUACUCCUACCUCUACUCCUACCCCUAUCACUAUUCCUACCCCUACUCCUACCUCUACUCCUACCCCUAUCACUAUCCCUACCCCUACUCCUAUCCCUACCCUUACUCCUACCUCUACUCCUACCCCUAUCACUAUCCCUACCCCUACUCCUAUCCCUACCCCUACUCCUACCCCUACCCCUACUCCUAUCCCUCUGUGCCGGUUCCUCUUCUCUUCCCUGCUCAAAGUGCAACCAUCUUCCCUGCUCAAAGUACAGCCAUCUUCCCUGCUCAAAGAGAAACCAUCUUCCCUGCUCAAAGUGCAGCCAUCUUCCCUGCUCAAAGUGCAGCCAUCUUCCCUGCUCAAAGUGCAGCCAUCUUCCCUGCUCAAAGUGCAGCCAUCUUCCCUGCUCAAAGAGCAACCAUCUUCCCUGCUCAAAGUGCAGCCAUCUUCCCUGCUCAAAGUGCAGCCAUCUUCCCUGCUCAAAGUGCAUGGAAGGGUUCAUCUGAAGCAUUGGGACUAG